AUGGCUCAGAGUGGGCUUUGUGUGAGUGAGCUUCAGGAGAAUGAUUGGCCCAACCAGUCUGGAGUGCGUGUGCGUCGCAGUCGCACGAGAGCAAAAGUUGCGCGUCGCACGCUGGAUCGAGCGCGACUGGACGACCUAGACUGCCAUUACGUGACGUCGACUGUGGCCGCUCGCGUUAGGAUAAGAUGGGCUGCAGAUGCAAUAAAGAACUGCCGGACCGAAGAUCUUGUGUCGGUGUGUGGCGAUGCCUCGACUUAUCUCAAGUGCGAAUCCUUCAAGGCGGACUAG
This is a messenger RNA of Dibothriocephalus latus, 288 nucleotides long. The record is from the annotation of a GenBank genome assembly. Lineage: Eukaryota; Metazoa; Platyhelminthes; Cestoda; Diphyllobothriidea; Diphyllobothriidae.